UCCUUUUAAAUACCUCCAAUCUCCUUCACUCUCCUUCCAUCCUGUGCCAUAAACGAAAUAGACCGAUAGGAGUAGUACUCGCAAGCUAGUCGUGAAAGACAAGGGCAAGGACGCCUGAGUUUUACAAAACGAGAAAAGAGUACACGCCGAGAUGGAUGAGCAGUGAUCAGUCGUCGCCGAUGGAGUCGAGUGGUGGCCCAUGUCCUCCUGGAGAUGGCGCUCCAGCGGUGAGCGCCAAGAAGCUGUGGCGCGUGAUGCGCGCCGUCUACCUCGUCCUCGUCAAGAAACACCAGCCCAAGCUCGCGGCGCUCGGCGUUCACCUGCACCACCUGCUCUCCAGCAGGCGCGACCACCGCGGCAGCCUCGCCGCGGCUCGGGAACUGCACCCGGCGCUGACGUACCUGUCUUCGCUGUCGUGCCGGUCCAUGGACCCGGUCGCCGCGGUGGUGCACCCUUACCCGCGCGGCCACGGCCACGGCCACCGCCGCGCGUCGUCGUCUGCGCCGGCUGGCUCCCUCUCCUCCAUAUCGUGCCGGUCCAUGGACCCCGCCGCCGCCGUGUGCCAGUACCAGUACCGUCCCCGCGAGGUCCAGUUCAGCUGCAAGAGCACGCCGCUGCACAAGCGCCGCCGCCGCGAGCAGCGGCGCCUGCGCCUGCAGUACGGCGCCGAUGGUCACGACCAUUCGUCGGUGCCGGAGAUAGAAAGCUACGGAUCGGCCGCGGCGGUGACGAGGCUGUUCGAGCUGAUGGACGUGAAGGAGGCGGCCGAGGCGACGGACGUCGACUACGACGAUGCCGACCUGGACCUGGAGAGCGCGGUGGCGUGGCCGGCGCUGUCGAUCGGGCCGGCGCCGCGGCAGGUGCGCAUCACGGACUCGCCGUUCCUGGCAAGGGAGGAGGGCGAAGAGGAGGGGAGGGGUCUGGUGGACAGGCGCGCCGACGAGUUCAUCAUGUGGUUCCACGAGCAGCUGCGCACGCAGCAGCAGCAGCGCAGCACGACGCACUACUGGGUCAGAUAAGCUAGUGGGUGAAGAGCAGAGCAGAAUACGGCCUCCAGUCUUGUGAAUCGUUCAUGCAUGAUCAUGAUCAAUGCAUGGAUUAUUAUAUAAGAGUACAUGCAUAGAUCGAUGUGCGCAUGAACGUUCCUACUUUUUGAUAAUCGAUGUACACGAUCCAGUUGCAGUAUGCUUGAUUUUUGUUGUUUUGAAACACAGUUCCUGAACCUGUUCAUUUCUUAUAAGCUUGUUAAACUUGGCUAUUUUAAUUUUACAUUCCUAGUUGAGUCCUAAA
This is a messenger RNA of Phragmites australis (common reed), 1290 nucleotides long. RefSeq lists its product as uncharacterized. The transcript has a single exon. The record is from RefSeq and is a predicted model, not a curated record. The coding region runs from base 156 to 1019 and encodes 287 amino acids. Lineage: Eukaryota; Viridiplantae; Streptophyta; Magnoliopsida; Poales; Poaceae.